CAGACCAGCAGCAGACAUCAUUAGAUACACACCUCCUCUCUAGCCACACCUUGUCUUGGGCUAUUAAAAAUGUCAGUGACACUCCACACUGACCUUGGUGAUAUUAAAAUUGAAUUAUUUUGUGAAGCAGUUUCAAAGACUUGUGAAAAUUUCCUUGCUCUUUGUGCCAGUGGAUAUUACAAUGACUGCAUAUUUCACAGGAACAUUAAAGGGUUUAUAGUACAGACUGGGGACCCAUCAGGUACUGGUAAAGGAGGGACUAGCAUCUGGGGCAGGAAAUUUGAAGACGAAUUUCAAGAAACUUUAAAACACAGUGGGCGUGGCAUCAUAUCAAUGGCUAACAGUGGUCACAGUGACACCAAUGGAUCUCAAUUCUUCAUUACUUAUGCUAAACAACCCAGUCUUGAUAUGAAGUACACCAUAUUUGGAAAAGUAAUUGAUGGAAUGGAUACUCUUGAUGAUUUAGAAAAGGUACCAGUUAAUGAUAAGAAUUAUAGACCAAUUCAAGAUAUUUACUUAAGAAGAGUAACAAUCCAUGCUAACCCCAUUGCUGACUAACUAACAGGUUUAAUACCAUUCAGUGUAAAAAUUGGUUCAUUUGCUCUUGCAAUAGCAGCAGUAAUGUUUAUUUUAUUAAUUAA
Messenger RNA from Amphimedon queenslandica, 641 nucleotides. RefSeq names its product peptidyl-prolyl cis-trans isomerase-like 3. The coding region runs from base 70 to 558 and encodes 162 amino acids. The record is from RefSeq and is a predicted model, not a curated record. Gene Ontology annotation, molecular function: peptidyl-prolyl cis-trans isomerase activity. The transcript has 7 exons. Gene Ontology annotation, cellular component: catalytic step 2 spliceosome. Gene Ontology annotation, biological process: protein peptidyl-prolyl isomerization; protein folding. Lineage: Eukaryota; Metazoa; Porifera; Demospongiae; Haplosclerida; Niphatidae.